Fomitiporia mediterranea MF3/22 is the source of this 531-nucleotide messenger RNA. RefSeq lists its product as uncharacterized. The transcript has 4 exons. The record is from RefSeq and is a predicted model, not a curated record. NCBI's taxonomy places the organism in Eukaryota, Fungi, Basidiomycota, Agaricomycetes, Hymenochaetales, Hymenochaetaceae. The coding region runs from base 1 to 531 and encodes 176 amino acids.
AUGGACGACCUUCUUUCUUACGACGCGAUUCUUUUCCCUGCGGACGGACGACCGCCUCAGGUUGUCGAACUUCCCACUAGCCCAUUAACGCGCACGAACCCACAAACCGGCCAACUCAUCCUGGUCUCCGUGAUGCCGCAUCCGGAAGUACAUAUGGAUACUAUUACUGACACGCCUAAUCAGCGAGCGUGGAGAGUGCAGGUAGUUGAGUCACUUGACGGCAUGACCAUGAACUUCGCCAAUCCGUACAUCAUAUUUUACCCUACCAUGUCACGGACGGGAGCACCUUUUCCCGUCAACAGGGCAAUUCGCGAAAUUCAAGGUUCAUUCUUUAAUGAGAGCACCGCAUGGAGAGGUAAUAUCAUAGUUGCGAAAUACCGCGGAGGUGGAAACGACCCUUUCAUGUCGCUCAUCGACAUCAGCAUGGCCGAUUUCCCAAUCUUGAAGAAUUACUUCUUGAAUCGGGGUCCAUCCGGACAGGUGGGCUCUGGUCCAGUGAUUCGAGUUGAGUUCCCUGACAUCUUUCUCUGA